Molecule: messenger RNA, 546 nt
Organism: Fimicolochytrium jonesii
Lineage: Eukaryota; Fungi; Chytridiomycota; Chytridiomycetes; Spizellomycetales; Powellomycetaceae
Exons: 3
Coding region: 1-546 (181 amino acids)
Source: RefSeq, a predicted model, not a curated record
AUGUAUCAUUUCGGGCACUCGACUUGCGCGAUUGUCCAAGAUUUUCUUGCUUCGGCCGUGGGAGCCGCCCAAGGUACCAGCGUUAGCCCGCAAUCUCCUACGGGGCAAGGCUCAGCACCGGCCGAUGAUUCCCGAGGUGGCCAGGACCCAGCGCCCGGAGGCGAUGGUGCCCACAGCGCUCCAGAGAAUAAUCCUCCCCAGGGUCGAAAAGAGGGAGUUGCCGAAGGCUCAAGCGUCGGCUUUGUUGUCCCCCAGUCUGCGCCCAUAAGCUCGUUUCCUCUGUCCGCUGAAGAGCUCGGCGUCGCUGCGUACUUCGGCGUCACCCCUGUUACGGCAACCUCGUUUACACCUGCUACUUCGAAGGACCCGGCCAUCGCGUGCGUCCUUCGCCGUCGGGCCGAUAACCUUGCGAACCUGUCUACGCUCAAGCACAAUCUCGCCGACGAGAACGGAGAGUGGGAGCACCACGUCUCGUACACCACCAUCUUCCAGCGGUCCCGAACUUUGCUGUCCAUCUUCCGCCACAAGAAUCGCGAUGCCUACUAA